AUGCAAAAGAGCAAGCAUGACUUAAAAACUCUUAAAAUAGAAACUAACAAAACAAAAAAGAAAAAUAAAGACCUGACACAAAUCGGGGAUACCGCUAAAAAAAAAGAAAAUAUCCAGCCUUCCGGCACAUCUAGCUUGGAAUUGAUUGUUUCUGAGAUGCAUCUGCUACGGCAAGACUUUGCGAAUUUGCAAACGGAAUUCGGAAAACGCUUUGAUCAAUUAUUACUGAGAUUUAGUGACUACGACGCUCGCUUAAAAUCUUUAGAGGUAAAAGAAAAGGAAAACGAGCUCCUCAAGGCACAAAUAGCGAAACUGGAAGAUCAACUACAUAGACAGACUCUUAGUUCAUUGCAGUCGCAAAUUGAAAUUAUUGGUAUAUCCGAAACACCCGGAGAAACAACACCAAAUAAAAUUGGCAUACAGCUUAAUGAAUCCGAUCUUAAUCAUGUGUAUAGGGGUGGACCACGAAUUACAGAAGAUCAAAAGGAAAAGGACUCGGUACGCCUGCCGCGCCCUCUUGUAGUUACAUUUACUAGAAGGUUAAAGCGGGAUGAGUUCUUGAAAGCAGGGAAAACCAGACGCACGCUAGAGAGCUGCGACAUUGUUGGUGCGGGACCACAAAGAAAAGUCUACAUUAAUGAACGACUUACAUAUGAGGCCCGUCAACUUUUUCGCACCGCCCGAAACGGGACUAGAGAAAACAAAUACAAGUUUUGUUGGGUACAAAACGGCACCGUUUUCAUCAGGAAACGCGAGGGACGCGAGGGUAGCCCGCCUAUCCAGGUUCGCUCGUCUAAAGAUCUACACAAGCUGUCUGCGAGACGUGAUCAAGAGCAGAUUCGCUCGUCUGAAGAUCUACAAAAUCUGUCUGCGAGACGUGACCAAGAGCAGGCGCAGGUGGACAAGUCUUCAGCAUCUGUUGCAUGUGUUUAA
This is a messenger RNA of Chilo suppressalis (striped riceborer), 933 nucleotides long. NCBI's taxonomy places the organism in Eukaryota, Metazoa, Arthropoda, Insecta, Lepidoptera, Crambidae. The record is from the annotation of a GenBank genome assembly.